CUUUUUAAAUCAAACCUUUCCUUUUUAAAAUCCCAUUGCAUUUCUUAACGCUCAAAUAUCUCUCUCUCUAUUUCCUAUUCUCUCAGUGAUUGUAUCUGAGAAUUGUUUGUUUAUUAUUGAAGUUGUUGUUAAUUGUGGUGGUUGCUCGAGAUCAAAUGGCUGGGAUUUGCUGCGGUAUUGUUGGGGAGAGUGAACCGACGGUUACGGUCGAUUCCUCUGCUCGAGCUUCUCUGAGACGGAGGUUAGAUCUACUCCCUUCGAUCAAGAUCGUCGCUCCUCCUCUCGAGAGUUCCCGUAAGCGGCAGAAACGCGAGACACCGUCGCCGGAUCUGGAAUCGAAUGCACGUAGUGAUAGGAACAACGUGGAGAAGGCGCCGGUUAAGAAUUCAAACACGAUUCCCAGCUCCGCGACGGAAGCGGAGAGCUCUUUCGUCUCCGAUGCGCCUAAGAUCGGGACGACGUCGGUUUGCGGGAAGAGGAGAGACAUGGAGGACGCCGUCUCGAUCCACCACUCGCUGAUCGAGAGAAACUCCGAGAAUCUCCACUUCUACGGAGUGUUCGACGGCCACGGCUGCUCUCACGUCGCGGAGAAGUGCAGGGAGCGGUUGCAUGAGAUAGUGAAGCAUGACGUCGAAGCUAUGGCCACCGGAGGAGAAGACGUGUGGAAGGAGACGAUGGUGAAGAGCUUCCAGAAGAUGGAUAGAGAAGUUAGCCAGCGAGACUCCAACGGCGCGAGUCGGAGCAGCGUGAAGAGCUCCUGCAGAUGCGAAUUGCAGUCUCCUCAGUGCGACGCCGUCGGAUCCACCGCCGUGGUGUCGUUAGUCACGCCGGAGAAGAUCGUCGUCUCUAACUGCGGAGACUCUCGCGCCGUGCUGUGCCGUAACGGUGUAGCCAUCCCUCUCUCUUCAGAUCAUAAGCCGGAUCGACCCGAUGAAUUAAUUCGGAUCCAACAAGCGGGCGGGCGGGUUAUCUACUGGGACGGAGCUCGGGUUCUAGGAGUUCUCGCCAUGUCGAGAGCUAUCGGUGAUAACUACUUAAAACCUUACGUGAUUCCGGAUCCGGAGGUUACCGUGACGGAUCGAACAGACGAGGACGAGUGCUUGAUCCUGGCGAGUGAUGGACUCUGGGACGUUGUGACGAACGAGACGGCGUGCGGCGUUGCUCGCAUGUGCCUUCAAGCUGCUGCUGAAGGGGACUCUGAUAUGGCGCACAACGCGUGUUCGGACGCGGCGUUGCUGUUGACGAAGCUGGCUCUGGCGAGACAGAGCUCCGAUAACGUGAGCGUGGUGGUGGUUGACUUGAGGAAGAGGAGGAAUAAUCAAGUGUCUUGAUUAGGACUUUAAUUAAGUAGUAUUAGAUUAGAUAAAUUGUUAAAUACCUAAUUGUAAUUUUUCUUGAUUUAUAAUAUUUUUUUUUAAUUUUA
Molecule: messenger RNA, 1423 nt
Organism: Raphanus sativus (radish)
Lineage: Eukaryota; Viridiplantae; Streptophyta; Magnoliopsida; Brassicales; Brassicaceae
Product: protein phosphatase 2C 37
Exons: 2
Coding region: 156-1331 (391 amino acids)
Biological process (GO): protein dephosphorylation
Cellular component (GO): nucleus; cytosol
Molecular function (GO): protein serine/threonine phosphatase activity; cation binding
Source: RefSeq, a predicted model, not a curated record